AUGUGGCCUACGCUCGUCGCCCUCGUCAGUCUUGCUACUACAGCAGGCGCCGUCUUCCCCACCACCUGUCCCAACCCAGCCCUGUCAAGUUCCAACUCCACGAACGGCGUCUGCCCGCAAGACUUCACCAUCAUCGGCGACCCGCUGGAGGCUGUCCACCAGAGCACCGACGCACCAACCGGCCUGGCGGUGGAUCAUGACCUGAACGUGUACCUGACAUACCCUCGCAAUGCCGAAAACUCCACCAACAACGUGGUCAUCUGCACCAGCUUUGAAGACGAGGAGCCCUGGCCCUCCGCCGAGAUCCAGCGGUGUGCAGACGGGCAGGACCCUUCCACUUGCUUCAUCAACGUCCAAAACGUCGUGCUGGACUCGCUGGGCCAGAUGUGGAUCGUCGACAGCGGUAUCGUAUACGGGUCCAGCGGCCAGGCUAUAUCGGGCGGUGGCGCCAAGAUCAUGUCGUUCAACGUGACCACGCGAGCGCUGAUCAGGACAUAUGUGUUCCCGGACGGCAUCCUGUUCAACAAGACGAACCUAAACGAUGUACGCAUCAACAACACAGCCGGCACUGGCGGCUUUGCUUUCUUGACCGAUGAGUCUCCCGGAGGCGGUGUGGUGGCCAUGGACCUCGCAACGGGCGGCGUCGUGAAGCGGCUCAACGGCACACAUGUGGUGAUGGCGGACCCGACCUUCGUAGGCGUCUACGACGGGCAGUCGAUCUACUGCUGGAACGGGACGACCAAGAGCUUCUGCAACACGGCUUCGGACGGGAUCGCGCUCCAGAGCGGCAAUGUUUACUGGGGCAACCUGGCGUCCCGGCGCUUCUACUACGUUGCCCAGGCCAUCCUGCAGGACUUCAACGCCACCGACGCCGAGGUGCUGGCGGCUGUGCAGGACCCGGGCGAGCUCGGCUCGGAACAGGCUGGGUUCACGGCCGACGACCAGGGCCGGGUGUUUAUGCUGGCGAGCGAGCAGAAUGCCAUCUUCUAUGUGCAGACGGACCAGGCGAGGGUCACCGAGGAGGUGAAUGGUGUUGCCCCUGGAGGCUCGGGACCUGUAGCGGCGAAGAACUAUUAUGUCAAGACGCUGGUACGAAGCGGCCUCAUUCAGCAUGCGGACAGCGCGGCCAUUUUGGAUGGGUAUUUGUAUUUCUGCACCAACCAAUUGAGUCUGGCCCCUGCGAGACAGUACAACAAUGUGGACGCCAGGAAGGGCCCGUUCAGGUCGUACCGAGUGAAAAUAGGAGCAGGACCAGCCAUAUAA
Cryphonectria parasitica EP155 is the source of this 1263-nucleotide messenger RNA. RefSeq lists its product as uncharacterized. The transcript has a single exon. NCBI's taxonomy places the organism in Eukaryota, Fungi, Ascomycota, Sordariomycetes, Diaporthales, Cryphonectriaceae. Bases 1 to 1263 code for a protein of 420 amino acids. The record is from RefSeq and is a predicted model, not a curated record.